Messenger RNA from Phialemonium atrogriseum, 5267 nucleotides. RefSeq lists its product as uncharacterized. The transcript is spliced from 5 exons. Bases 363 to 5087 code for a protein of 1574 amino acids. NCBI's taxonomy places the organism in Eukaryota, Fungi, Ascomycota, Sordariomycetes, Cephalothecales, Cephalothecaceae. Gene Ontology annotation, molecular function: protein binding. The record is from RefSeq and is a predicted model, not a curated record.
UAAUACGAGUGCUAAAGGGGGCGGCAGGCUGCGUUGGCUACAAACAGGAGGGCGCGUGCAUACUGCACCACACCGCCCCUGCCGUAAUUCUUCAGCACCGUCUUCUUGUGGCCCAACUUUGGGAAGGCGACAAAAGGCGAGCAUGCCUUGAUGCCUGAGGGAAAAUCAAAGUUGACAUCUACUGAUAUUGCGGGCCGUCUUACGAUUUGACUUGCGUAGCCCUGCACUUGAUGUUGACGUGCAUGAAGCCGCCAUGAUCCCUUGCCCGACUAGGUAUUGAUGUUGAGGAGCUGCGCUUGCGGGUUGCCUGGUAGAGCAGUAUCAGUCGACGCGCAUGGGUAAAUCGAGGCAUACUUGCUGCGAUGGAUUCUGCACCCUCGGAAUUUGUCCCCCGACAAUCGUCCACCCAGUCCUCGAAGCGCAGAUUAACAACAUUAGCUCGAAUCUUCAGUGGCCUGACGAUAACGAAGCAAAGCGACAAGUCUCUGGAAGACAUUCGCGGCCCAUAUGGUCUCAACCUGCUCUUUGAUUCAGCCGAUCCCUUGGCCGACAUUAUCUUUGUUCACGGUCUCGGGGGCGGGUCUCGAAAAACCUGGGACAAAGACGGCGAUCCGCAGUUAUACUGGCCGAAAGAGUGGCUCUCUCGAGACCCGGAAUUCAAGCAUGCCCGAGUUUACAGCUUUGGAUAUCCCGCAGACUGGACCGGCCGCCAGGAGUCUGUUCUUAAUAUCCAUGACUUUGCAAAUUCCCUGCUCGGCCAGCUCCAGACCUCAACGACCAUCCGACGCAGCAGACAUACGCCCAUCAUAUUCGUUUGCCAUAGCAUGGGUGGGCUGGUCGUCAAGCGAGCCUUCAUCCUUGCUCAAAAUGACAAAGCAUUCCAAGAUUUGGCCAAGAGGUUCGACACCAUCUAUUUUCUCGCCACUCCCCACCACGGCGCGAGCUCUGCCCGGCUUCUCAGCACGUUACUGAAAGCGACUUACUCCGGAAACCGACCGUUCGUUUCCGAUCUCAAACAAGAUUCGCCCGCCAUCCAGGCCAUCAAUGACGAAUUCCGGCAUUAUUCAGAGCUGGUGAGACUUUACUCUUUCUUCGAAACCAAGCCGACAUCCGUCCUGGGAGUUGGGAAUACAUAUAUCGUCACAAAAAGCUCUGCCACCAUGCUGCUUCCCAACGAACGCGUCAGCCCUCUCCACGCGGAUCAUCGUGGCGUUUGCAAAUAUCUCUCGCCGUCGGACCCGAAUUACGUGCUGGUAAGGAACGCCCUCGUCGAGGCUCUAGACCGGAUCAACGAGACAUGGAAUGUCAUUAAUGGCACCGAGGUAAAAGCGCAGAAACGAAAGGUCCGCAACUUCUUGGGCAUCUCGAAUCAACAGCAACAGUUUCAUGUGGACUUUGAUGAACCAAGAGUCGAUGGAUCCUGCGAAUGGUUGGCGGGCGUGUCGUCGUUUAGGCGGUGGCGCGAUGCCUCGGACCCACGGAUGUUCUGGCUCAGCGACAACCCUGGCACGGGCAAGACUUUUCUUGCCAAGUACGUGGUCGACCACCUCAAUGAGCUUGGAUUCGACCGCAGCUAUUUUCUCUUCCGCGCCGGCGACAAAAUACAUUCGUCACUCGCCGGAUGCCUGCUUUCCCUAGCAUGCCAGAUGGCUGAGAAUAACGUCUUCAUCCGCGAGAGGUUCCUUGAAAUGCACGAAAGCGAUAUCGAAUUUGACAAGGAGAACUUCCAAUCGAUAUGGCGGAUUCUUUUCGUCGGUGGUGUCUUUCAGGCGAAGUUGAUUAAGCCGCACUUCUGGGUCCUCGAUGGGUUGGAUGAGUGCACCCACUACUGCGACCUUUUCUCCCUCCUCGCAAAGAUCAGCCCAGCCUUUUCUCUUCAAAUCUUCCUAACAUCUCGACCCAGCCCGGUCUUGCGAGGCAGCCUCAACGGUAACAGCCUGGAGGCAGCAGUCCACGAAGUCGGCCUCGAGACGACAUUGGAGGAUAUCAAACUUUACGUCGAGAACCAUGCAGACUUCCCAAGCAUCCAAACGGACGCUGGGAGACAAGACCUUCUGUCGAUUAUCCUGGGCAAGUCUGAGGGGAGUUUUGUCUGGGUCAAACUUGUCCUACGAGAGCUGAGGGGGGCGUUCAGUGUAGAAGCAACUCGACACGUGCUAGAAAGCGUCCCAAAGGGUAUGGAUCAGAUCUACCUGAGGAGCUUGACCCCGUUGUCGAAAGAGGAACAGAGGAGGCCAGCAGCCAAGGCUAUCCUGAUGUGGGCGAGUACAUGCAUCCGAACCCUGAAUAUGGCGGAACUCAAAGAUGCACUCAAGAUUCACAUUAAUGAGACGUUUCACAAUUUAGAAAAUCACAUUAGCUGGCUUUGUGGUUACCUGGUCAAGGUUGACGGAAGCUCGGGGGUACAAAUGGUGCAUGAAACUGCGCGAAGCUUCGUGCUCAACCCCGACAGUGGCUCAGUCAUCGCCUUCAGCGAGGCAGAAGCACAUGAAGCUUUGGCAAUAGUCUGCCUCCGAUAUCUCAGCAGCAAGGAACUAAAGUCGCCUCGCGGCAGGAAAUCACACAGGGGCCACACACCCGCGACAACUCGAUCGCCGUUUCUGGACUAUGCAGCAACAUCUUUCCACGAGCACAUCCAGAAGUCUAAGAGCACCAGAGAGGAGAUGGUCAACCUGCUUUUUACCUUUUGCAGCUCAUCGGCGGGCAAUAUCCUCACAUGGAUCGAGCAUGUCGCGUCAACCAACAAUGAUCUCACGGUCAUUACAAGGGCCGGCAUGUUGAUACAGAGCUUCACAGAGCGAAUCGCCAGGGAUCCCAUGCGAAGGACAGACAAAUUGGCUGUGAUCGAUUCCUGGGGUACAGAUCUGAUACGCGUUGUGGCCAGAUUCGGCCGCAACCUGCUUCGGCUGCCUGCUUCCAUCUACACUAUGAUACCGCCAGUCUGCCCCAGAAACUCGGCGCUCCACCGACAAUACGGACAUUCUCCCAGAGGGAUCAGUGUCCUCGGAGUCCCUUCAUUACUCGAAUGGGGCGACUGUCUCGCUACCAUCAUUUACCGGCAGAAAGGCAACCGAGCCAUGUCUGUCGCUGCCACAAGCAACUACUUCGCGGUGGGAACAUCAAGCCAUUUCAUCAGGCUAUACCACACAAAUACCUGUCAAGAAUUCGGGGUAUUUUAUCACGGAGAGUUUGUCAAAGUCGUCGAGUUUAGUAUGGCUGGUCGGUGGGUAGCGACAGGUGGCAAUAAACGUCUUUGCUUGUGGGACAUUGGAGCAAAAAAGCUUGCCUGGGAGUAUGACAUUGGGCGACCCUGCAUUGCGAUGGUCUUUAGCAGCGAGAACGACAUGCUUGUUGCAGCGUGCCAUGACAACCAACUCUACUAUUUUAACCUUGAGUCAGGGCGACUUGAGGAACGGAUGCCAUGGUUCAUGGACGAGGAUUACGCCCAAACGAUCACAAAUGUUCCAGCAGCUGCAGCGUUCUCAGUCCAGCUGUCCCUGCUUGCCUUUGUCUACCGAGGGGGCCAUAUCGGCGUCUGGAACUGGGAGGACGAUGAGUUUCUUGGGUUCUGCGAGAAGCCGGGCGCCAGGAACAGACUGUGUCCUUUUCACGCAUCGUCGCUUGUAUUCAGCUCUGCACAGGAUUCCAAUUCCCUUGCUGCAGCCUAUGAGCAAGGCGAAAUACUCGUCUUUGACCCUUUCAAAGGCGACGUCAAGGCUCAUUACAAGUGUAACGCAGAUAGUCAGACCCUCGCAUGUUCGCCAGAUGGCAGCACGUUGAUCUCUGCAGAUGCUGGAGGCGUAAUACGGAUCUUCGACUUCCAGAACUUUGACACCCCGAACCAUAAGCUGAGGCUAUUGUACAUCAUAUCCGGCUUGGAAGAAAAUAUCGGUGGGCUGGCUUUCUGCGAUAACAAACGCUUCGUUGACAUCAGGGGUGCAAAAGCUAAGGUCUGGGAGCCGACCGUGUUGGUACGCCAGGACGCGUCAAACAGCGAGACAGAGGCAAUCAUUUCGGAGCCGCAGGAGCUAAGCCCGGUCAUUGAAGAGAUUGAUCCUAUCACAUCUUUGACGGUUCAUCCGAAUGGCAAGCAUAUCUUCUGUGCCACUCAGAAUGGAUUGAUCAACGUUUUCGAGACCUCCACAGGCAAACGUACCCAGACUCUUUAUGGACAUUCCCGUGGCGACCUUAUCAGCUGGAUGAUUUUCGGCGGGUCUGAAGAUGAUGUCCUUGCAAGCGCCGGCAUAUCCAGCAAGGUCAUCAUUCGCCGCGUAGUGUUCAAGCAAAAAUGGGUCGUCGAAGCGACUCUCUUCGAGUACCGCAUGGGCGAAAGGAUCGAACAACUCAUGUUCAACCAAGCGGGGACCAAGAUCUUGGUUGUUACCACAACCCGCGACAUGAUAUAUUCCUUGACGGACAGAUCUACCGCAUCUGCGUCGUGGGAUACGAGGUUGCCUGGCUGCUGGUGCAACGACCCGCGCGACCCCAAUAGGCUCCUCCUCUGGGUCAACCAAAAGUUGCGCGUCUUCACAUGGGAUGGCCUUCGGGAGCUGACACCGGCGUCGGGGAUAACGCUCGACUUCGAUCUUCCAACCAAUUUCGGCAUCCAGAGCGUCCACUCAGGCUGGAAGCAACAAUUCGUCGCCACUGUCUACUCCGAGGUUGACCGCGCGCGCUCGCACGUCCGCCUCCUCGUCUGGAACGCAGCCGACUUCGACCAGGCCGACCCGACCACAGAGGCUGCCCCAUACCCUGCCCUUCAAGCUUACGGCGACAAGGUAUCCGGCCUCGUUGGCACCCUCGGCAUGAUCAUUGGCCUGUUCGAGGACCGCUUCUUGUUCCUCGACCAGGAAGGCUGGGUCUGCUCCAUCGUCCUCGACGAUUCGCCCCCCGAAACCUACAAUCGCCAUUUCCCCCUCCCAUUUGAUUGGAUCAGUACGAAUGAUACCCUUCUUCUGGCACUCACCGCCAGGAACGAGAUUGUGUUUGGAAAGGGUGACGAGCUGGCAGUGAUCAAAAGGGGAUUUGCUUUUGCCGAGACGGUGCCGCUGUCCCAGCGUUCCAGGAGGUCUUCCGCCGCGACUUGAGCAGAGAUGAGGAGGCUAAAGGGUUGGGAUGCAAGAAGAUAUUAUAGGCUCACCCAAGGGCAAGAAAAGCCAAUUCUAGAACGCAGUCAACUCAUAUCGAGAGUGGUUGUGGGCAACGUAUACUCAUUUGGGCUGUAUAUUGAAGCGUACUGAAAUGGAAAGAGAGGAAGGAAAUUCCAG